ACUAAAUUAAGCUUUGACCUUUAAUUAUAGUUAGCUUUUCUGGUUCUAAUAAUCAUUGCCCAAUUAUUUCUAAAAUCAUUAACUGAAAUUCAGUUAAUACAAUCCAAAAAGUCGGACCUCUCCCCUCCAAAACACUUUAAAUACCCCAUUUUCCCUAUCUUCUAACAUAGAAAUUAACAAAAUCCCAUUUCCUCUCUAUAAUAUAUGGCUAAGUUUUUAAUUUCUUGGUGUUGUGUCUUCUUUUCUUUUGGUUUCAUUUUCUUGAAUUCAAAUGCAGCAUCAGUAACAUACAAUGUGUUAAGUUUUGGAGCAAAAUCAGAUGGCAAAAGCGAUGCAACUCAGCCUUUUUUGAAAGCAUGGGUAGCUGCAUGCAGCUCAGUGAAAUCAGCUACCAUUUAUGUUCCUAGUGGACGGUACUUAAUUAAGGCUGCAACAUUUAGAGGGCCAUGCAAAAAUAAAAUUACUGUAAAAAUUGAUGGAACCCUUGUGGCUCCAUCGGAUUAUUAUGCCCUUGGCAACUCCGGUUACUGGAUUUUGUUCAUUCAGGUUAACCGGAUUACGGUCCAGGGAGGAACACUUGAUGGCAAUGGAGCUGGAUUUUGGGCUUGCAGGAAGUCAGGGAAAAAUUGCCCUGUUGGAGCUAGGUCUAUAACCUUCAACUGGGCAAAUGAUGUAGUGGUUAGUGGCCUAACGUCAAUCAACAGCCAGCAAAUGCAUUUGGUAAUCAAUAGCUGCAAGAAUGUGAUGGUUAAAAAUGUAAGAAUAAUAGCGCCUGAUUUGAGUCCCAAUACAGAUGGAAUUCAUGUUCAAUCUUCAACUGGUGUUACUAUUACUGGGACUAGUAUCAAAACCGGAGAUGAUUGUAUAUCUGUUGGUCCUGGCACAAGAAAUCUUUGGAUGGAGAAGAUUCAAUGUGGACCCGGACAUGGUGUUAGCAUUGGAAGUCUAGCAAGAGAUUAUAAUGAAGAUGGUGUGCAGAACGUGACAUUAAUUAAUUCAGCUUUCACUGGAUCUGAUAAUGGAUUAAGGAUAAAGUCUUGGGCAAGGGCCAGCACUGGUUUUGUCACCAACAUUAAUUAUCAAAACAUCAUGAUGAAGAAUGUUGACAACCCAAUCAUCAUUGAUCAGAACUACUGCCCCAACAACCAAGGCUGUCCAGGCCAGACAUCUGGCAUAAAGAUCAAUCAAGUGACAUACCAGAAUAUUCUAGGAACAUCAGCAACCCAAGUAGCCAUGAGAUUUGACUGCAGUCCAAGCAAUCCAUGCAGCAGAAUCAAGUUACAAGACAUCAAGCUUACUUAUUUGAACAACAAAAAGGCUCAAUCUCUUUGCAAGAAUAUUAGAGGAAAUACUGGAGGGGUCAUUUUGCCUGAUAAUUGUUUAUUAUAACA
Molecule: messenger RNA, 1391 nt
Organism: Lycium ferocissimum
Lineage: Eukaryota; Viridiplantae; Streptophyta; Magnoliopsida; Solanales; Solanaceae
Product: polygalacturonase-like
Exons: 4
Coding region: 205-1389 (394 amino acids)
Biological process (GO): carbohydrate metabolic process
Molecular function (GO): polygalacturonase activity
Source: RefSeq, a predicted model, not a curated record